Molecule: messenger RNA, 1552 nt
Organism: Prunus mume (Japanese apricot)
Lineage: Eukaryota; Viridiplantae; Streptophyta; Magnoliopsida; Rosales; Rosaceae
Source: RefSeq, a predicted model, not a curated record
AAAAAAUGGAAAGCAACACAGCUCCAUUUCCCUUCUCCUUUCCUUCGUCCCCAAAUCUCUGAAUCUCUCUCUGCCUGGAAUGUUUGAUUUUUCAAAGUAGUUUCUCAAAAUGAAGCGCAAGAAAUGGUCGGAGCUCGAAGAGCUGACCCUUCUCACCAAGUACUCGGAGCUUCUCAUCUCUGGGGCUCUAGCCAAGCUCAAAACUCGUGAGAAAAAAUUCAAGCCCAUAGCGGACCACGUGAACUCGGUGCAUCAUCUUCACGAUCCAGUAACCUUCCCUUUCAAAUGGUCCUGGCGCGACGUCUCGAUCAAGGUCCAAAACAUGCGCCACCAGUACCUGGGUGUGAAGCAGAAGAUCCGGGUCUCCAAGGACGAGUUCAACUGGAAAGAUGGUGAAAACCACUGGGAGAAUUUCUUGAAGUACAAAGAAGUGUUUGGGGAUGUGGAGCUUGAUGUUAAGGGCAAGAGGGCGUGCGAAAGUGAGAACCUUGAUGUUUUUGGGGAUUGUGGGGACUUGGGGUUUGGGAUUGACUCUGAGGAUUUAGAGGAAGAAGAGGACGAAGAAGAAGAAGAAGAAGAACCAUUGGAAGAUGAUGAAGAAGAAGAAGACGGUAGCGGUGAUGGCGAUAAUGGUCUCGUGGAAUUAGGUAGGAGUGAAGGUGGUGAAUUUGGGGGUCAGAGAGAAAUUGGGGAUGUGGGUUUUGCUCCAAAAAGGAAAUUGAGUAAGGUUGGAUUACAUAGGAGGUUGGGGUUGGUCAGUGCACAAGUUUUGGACUUGAGGGAUGUGGUGGUGAAGAGGGAAGAGAGGACGAGAGAGAGGGAGUGUAGGAGAGAGAACAGUGAGGCUGAGAGAGAGGAAAAGAGGAAAGAACUUGAGUGCAGGAGAGAGAAAAGGAGGAAUGAGAGGGAGGAGUGGUUGGAGGAUAGAGAAUUGGAGUUAGAAGAGAGGGAGGUGAUGUGGGCAAGAAAGGAAUUUGAGAAAAGGUUGAGGCUAGAGAGGGAAUUCGAUGAGGAGCGGCGUAGAAGGAUGAGGAUGGAGGAGAAGAGGGAAGAGGUAGAGUUGGAGUGGAGGGAGAGGAUGGUGAGUUUGCAAAUUGAGCAUGAGAAGCAAAUGAUGCAAAUGCAUGCUGAAGCGAGCCAGAACCAAAUGCAGAUUCUUGGAGUCAUGGCUAGGCUAGUUUGUCAAUUUUUUGGGUCGGUGAAUGAUGGGCUGGGAGGUGGUUUAGGGGCUUUGCCGCCUCAGGUUUUGCAAAAUUUGCAGCAUCCGGGGGAUUUGGGCCACAAUGGGAAGCCGGAGGCCAAUUCACCUUCUGAGUUCCUCUAGACUGUAAUUUACAUGCUUGCCACAUACUACUACUGUUAUACCUCUAGUGAAAUGUUACUAAGUUGAGUUCUAUCAUUUUUUAUUUAUUUUUUGUUUUAUCUUUGUAGUACGAUGAUCGAAAACGUUGAAUUCUUCUUGAUGCCUAUACUUGCAGUGACUAUUCUAAAUCUGUAACGAUGGAUAUAUAUUUUCUUUAUAUUUUAGAAUGUCAGCCUUUUUCAAGCAGAA